Biomphalaria glabrata is the source of this 3347-nucleotide messenger RNA. RefSeq lists its product as uncharacterized. Gene Ontology annotation, molecular function: ubiquitin protein ligase binding; protein tag activity. The transcript is spliced from 5 exons. The coding region runs from base 258 to 857 and encodes 199 amino acids. NCBI's taxonomy places the organism in Eukaryota, Metazoa, Mollusca, Gastropoda, Planorbidae. The record is from RefSeq and is a predicted model, not a curated record. Gene Ontology annotation, cellular component: nucleus; cytoplasm. Gene Ontology annotation, biological process: protein ubiquitination; modification-dependent protein catabolic process.
UAAUCUAUAUCUAUUUUUAUGUAUUACUAUCUGAUUGAAGGUAGUUAAUGUCAAUUUCCUAACCAUUACAGUUUGAUCAUCACGUCAUUAAAUACACUUUGUUUGUUUCUUCAUAAACUCACAAUCGUUUUUUUCCUGAUUCGUUUCUGAGAUCUAAACGGGACGGACGGACGGAUAUACAGGCCACACAACACUAAUAGCGUCUUUUCCCCUUUUGGGGGCCGCGAAGAAAGGAAUAUUAAAACCGGACCUUCACCAUGACCAAUGAAGGCAGUGACAUGAACAUUGACAGUGGUGUCAGUGACAUGACAGUCACUGAAAGUGUUAGCAGUGUUGACACUGAUAUGACAGUCACUGAAAGUGUUAGCAGUAUCGUCACUGACUCUACUUUUAUAGGUUCUCCAUCAUCUACUGUUGUUAUGGACGAACAAAAAGCAACCGGUGAUUCAGAAUCGACUGGCGCCAUGUAUCAAAACACACUUUUGAACGCUGCAUCGCACAGUAUCGAUACUGGCAUAAGAUCAGGAAGUGGAUUGAACAAUGUCGAGCCCCUGCCAAACAAGCAAAAAGACUCGCAGACGAGAACACACGAAUGGGUUGAAAAACAUUUUGAUGUUUUCGUGAAAACUUUGGAUGGUAAAACAGUCACUAUUCAAGUAGAACAAGAUGAGGAGGUGACAAUCUUCAAAAAGAAAGUUCAGGAAAAGACUAACGUGGAAUCAAGUCAGCAAUAUCUUCUCACACAAAAUGGGAGACAACUUCAGGACGGAGAGAGACUCAGCCACUACGAUAUAAAGAAACAUUGCACUAUUUACUGUCAGGGCAGACUCAGGGGAGGGAAGAACUUAAGAGACUAAUAACAAUUUGCUGUUUUGAAGAAAUAACACAACAGUCGUUCAAAUUAAAAACAUGUAUUAUUUUAUUCCGUUUCAGCCAAUUAAGCAUAUAACUACAAAUAUUUAUCUAUAUUAUAAAGUAGAAUGUGUGGUGUAUGUAUGUAUGUAUGUAUGUAUGUAUGUAUGUAUGUUACUUAUAGACAUCAAAACCGCUUGACCAAUCGUGAUAAAACUAGGCAGGAAUGUUCCUUGGGUACCAACUUAGACCGUAGUGUAUGUAUUGUAGCCCUAAAACAAACUUAAGACCCUCAAAAAAAAAAUAAAGUUGUCCGACUCUAUUACAGCUAUAGUAUUUUAUGGAUCUAGGCAAUGUCUACAAUGUUGACAUGAGAAAAGAUAGAAAGGAUUUAGACCUAGAUCUAAUUUUAAGAAAUACACUUUGCGCAGAUAGUUUUUUACUUUGACACAUGAAAAGACAAAAGAAGAUCCAUUGAUUUCAUUAUAUAAUAAAAUUAACCUUCAAUUUUGUGUUUCAAAAGCAUUUUUUACAUUAAUUAGUUCCUUAUAUCUGUGAUUACAGAUUUCCUGACGAACAUUCUUUCAUUAGACAAUUCCGUAAUGAAUCGCGUACUAAAUAUUAAUUCGUUUAAUUUUUUACUUUAUAAUCCCAUCCCUAGAUCUAAAACUCUAAUUCAACUCUAAGAUGAUAAAACUUCUCUUCGCACAGAUAGUUUUAUACUUUUACACAUAAACAUAUCAAUUGAAGUCCAUUCAUUUCAUAUUUUGAUCAAAUAAACAUUCAAAUUUGGUUUUUAAAGCUACAUUCAUUUACGAAAGCUGCGAAGCCGAGUUGAGAUAGGCCUAGAUCUAUAUUCAUUCAUGAAUCGCGUACUAAAAAUUAUUUCGUUAAAUUGUUCACUUUAUAAUCCCAUUCAUUUAACAAAGCUAUCGCUCUUUUCGUUUGUAAUAGAUAUGAAUUUAUCGGCUUCGGGUAAUCCCAUUUUCGCAAACCUAAUUUUAUUUUCGUAGCAAAAGAGAAAAAACUUGAAAGGAUCAUUAGUUAAGUUUAACAUACAUCUAAAUCCAAUCCACUAGAUUAGUAAACACAAACUUAGACCCGAAGGCCGCGGGUAAAGUCUGGCGAACAUCCUUUCAUUAGACAUUACCAAAUGGUUACACAUUAACAGUGAUUAACACAUCUCUCUACUGAGUCUAUUCCUAGGCCUAGGUCUAAAACUCUUAUUGAACUCUAAGAUAAUAAAACUUCUUUUCGCAAAGAUAGUUUUAUGCUUUAACACAUAAACAUACUAAUUAUUGUCCACUCAUUUCAUAUUUUAAUCAAAUUAACAUUCAAAUUUGUUUUUCUAAAGCAUUUUUAAUACAUUCGUUCGCUGUUCGCUAAAUAAAGCUGCGUAGCCGUGUUGAGAUAGGCCUAUAUUCAUUCAUGAAAAAAGGUCACGCAUGCGCAACACAGAAUGAACUCUAUAAAAGGCAACUAGAUUAGUGUAGUUUUAGAUCUAUGUCUACCUCAAGAUCUACUUUAUACUUUAACACAUGAACAUACAAAAUAAAGUCUAUUCAUCUCAAUUUUUAAUCAAAUAUAUGUAGGCCUACAAGCAAAUGUUUUAAUUUGGAAAAAUGGAUUUAAGCCUAUUAGCUAUUCUGAUUUGAUAGCUUCAUUCACACUAUUUUUACAUUGACACAUUCGCUUUAUUACAUUAUUAUUUCGUUUAAUUCUUCACAAAACACUCUCAGUGACUAUAUCGACAGUAAUGCGCAAAUAAAGAUCCGCGGGUCGCGGGUAACAUAUGUCUAGUAUAUAUAUAUAAUUAAAAUAAAAUACACAUUUGUGCUCAUUAAAUACACACGUUGACUCUAACUUUGGGUUUUCCACAUUACAUUAUAGUUAGAUAAAUGUGAUGUUUCACUUCGCCCAUAUGUAUAUAUAAUUAUUCUUAUUACACAAAUUUUAUGGACUCACUGGACUCACUAUGUCUGUUUGUCUGUCCGGUAAAAUGUUUGUACACGUUAUUUCUUCAACACCCAAUCUUGGAUCAAGCUGAAAUUUUGACAAAGAUUUUUUUUCUUUGUCUUUAUUAAAAAAAAAAAAAUAAAGUUUACAAUGAAACUUUUAAAAUAUUUUUACACGUAUUUAUGCUAAAAUUUCAUACCAUUAAGGAUCUACUAGGAUGGCUGCCUGGUCGUGCGAUAUUCUCGAUGGACUGUUGUUCGGAUUUUUUCAUUAUACAGAGUCCAUACCUUUCCCGCUGCCAUCCAGUCGUCCUGCGGGAGGUUUAGAUAAAGUAGUAAACAAUAAACUCUGAAGGAACAUCUGAAGCAUGUCAGACAUUCUACAUUACAUUUAACUACCUUGCAGUUUUAUUACUUAAAAUUGAAAUAUAUUGAUAGUUCCUUUCGUAUUCAUAUAUCUACAUGCUGAUAGAUUUGAUUUUAUUAAAGGAAAUAUAUAUCAUUUUUAAUAUGUCAGUAAUAAAAAGAAAAUUGAUAAUG